AGGAAGAUAAAUGUAAUAUAAUAUAUGGCACGAUGGCAAGAUUAUUAGAAAUCUUUGCAUUUUGUAUUAUAUGGACAUUAUGUUUUUCACAAGAAUUGUCAGAACACAUGAAAGGAGGCCGCCCUGCAAGAAAAGGAGAUUUCAGUUUUACAGUGAGAAUUAUGAAGAAGAAAGAAUUUAUUUGUAGCGGCAUUCUGAUAGCACGUGAUUGGAUUUUAACGGGAAAAGAUUGUAUAGAGAGGGAUGUUCGCGACUAUACAAUUCUUUUUAAGCCUGGCGUCGUCCGAAAAGUUAAAUAUAUACAGACAGACAAUAAGUUUGACGACAUUCUGUUGGCAAAGCUGAACAAAAAAGUACAUCGCAAGAAGGACAAAGUACGGCCCUUUGAUCGUUUUAUUUCAAAAGGAGCCGAACCAAAAGCGACAAAUUGUAAAGUAGUUGGUUUUUCAGGUGACAAGACCAAUUUGAAGGAAGUCGGUGUCAACAUCAAAUCUAAUUCCAAAUGCGGCAAAUUGGGCAAGGCCGAAUCAUUUUGCUUUGAUGCAACCGAUGACAAAAUUUGUGCAGUAGACAAUGGAUCUCCUAUCAUCUGCAAAGCAGAGAAUUCAAACAAUCAUCUGUGGUACCUUGUCGGUCUCUCUUCCGUGAAAGCAGGAUGCCAAACAAAAAAGGUCAAGGGUAUUCGGCUUACUCACUUCAAAAAGUAUAUUUUGAAGAUUUUGAAACAUAAAGAAAAAAAGGACUUAGAACUUGGCGAAAAAUGUGAUUUCGACAGACAAUGCCUAUCUAAGCGAUGUGAGGGCGUUUGUAAGAGGAAAUGUAUAGAGUCUGAUAAAAACGACACAUGCCGAGUGAAAAACUGGGAUGGAUUGAAAGUGACCUGGAAUGUAUUCGAAAACAUGCCGAGGACCCGUUCUGAAGCUCUUGCUCUCAACUGGACUGGACUGACCCCUGGUGCUGGCUGUGACGAUAAUUCAAAAUUUAAAGGCCUACGAUACAUCAAAGGCAAUGACACGGCGGUGAUUCUAAUUUACGAUGUAGCCGGCUACAUAGCAGGAAUUCAACUUGGGUUUCAAGCGGAUUUUACACCAAAUCCAAACAAUUACCCGUUUCCACCACUAAAGGAUAAUUCAAUAAUCGAAGAUGAUGGGUACCAAUAUUUGACAGCUUACUUUGUUGAUCCAUCGACUAUUUGUAAUAAGGGUCGCAGCGCAGCUGAAUUUCGCGAAGAUGGAACAGGCACAGGCCUGUGGCUACAGAACGGUACGAACCCCAUGCUGGACCUACUUGAAGUUCCUUUAACCCAGAAUGAAGCAGAUAAAAGCCUUUGGACAAAAGGCCUCUGUUUCAAAGUUAUGGGGGUGCAUUAUUGGUAUAACAUAGAUCUAGCGAUGAACUGCAACGACUUUUUCCCGGUAUUUUUGCUGUACAAUGACGGUGUAUUAAAUAGCUUUGGGUGGGCACUUGCAAUGGACUUGAAACAAUAUUCGCCAUACAUUGAACAUCCGCAACAGGCUGUUUACGCGUUAUUCAUGGAAACACCGCCUACCUGUCUGUAUAGCCUUGGUAGACUGUCCACCAUGCAUAUCUACCUUACAGAUGCACCAUCGUUGAACAAUAAUUGCUAAAUUAAAAAUAUACGUUCAUACAGUUUAUCGGCAGUAAAACGAUAUCGAUGUAUAAUGAUGGUUAAUA
Ruditapes philippinarum (Manila clam) is the source of this 1695-nucleotide messenger RNA. RefSeq lists its product as uncharacterized. The coding region runs from base 33 to 1628 and encodes 531 amino acids. The transcript has 15 exons. Lineage: Eukaryota; Metazoa; Mollusca; Bivalvia; Venerida; Veneridae. Gene Ontology annotation, molecular function: serine-type endopeptidase activity. Gene Ontology annotation, biological process: proteolysis. The record is from RefSeq and is a predicted model, not a curated record.